Aethina tumida (small hive beetle) is the source of this 2330-nucleotide messenger RNA. RefSeq names its product sodium/hydrogen exchanger 10-like. The transcript is spliced from 11 exons. The record is from RefSeq and is a predicted model, not a curated record. NCBI's taxonomy places the organism in Eukaryota, Metazoa, Arthropoda, Insecta, Coleoptera, Nitidulidae. The coding region runs from base 22 to 2289 and encodes 755 amino acids.
AAUAACUGUGGAAAGCAUAUUAUGGAAAUAAACAAAUGCAAAAUUGAUAUUGCAAAAAGAAAACAGAAUCCUGGUCCUGUAAAUUGGGAAGUAGUAAGCAAAUGGAUAGAAUUUGAUAGCUCAUACGAAAAAAAAGAUAUUGUAAAUAAUGAGGAAGAUAACGUGGCAAAACCUAAGCCCACUUUCAGUUAUGAACUUCUACUGAGAUAUUCAAGAUUGCGAGUUUUAAAUGCUUUGGAGAUUUCAUACUAUCAACAAUACGAAAAAGGAUUGUGUACUUCGGCAGUUCUGAUUACACUUCAGAAUUUAGUUAGUCAUACAAGAAACAUGUCAAAAACUCAAACGAUAAAAGUGGAAAGUAUACUUAAUCUUUUUGACAAAAAGCAAUUUAUCAGAGGAAUAUUAUUAUGUCUAUUCGAUUUACUUGAUAUGGAUAGAAAAUUACGUAAGCCAACAAAUCUUUGGGGGGCCUUUCUUUACACAGUCAAGAGAUCAUGUACAUUUAAAUUUAUUUGCAUGGUUGUGGACAUUUAUUUAUUCUUCCAUCUUAUAUUUAUUAGCUCUCAACUUUAUGUGACUUUACUAACAUCAAUUUUUAUUGGAACGAUAGAUAUUUUCUUAAGUUUUACGGCUUCAAGUAGAUAUGGGUAUAUGGAUGCGAUAAAAAGAAACCUUAUGUCGUUUACCCUUUUUAACAUUAUUGUUUGGAUGAUUUCAAUAUUAAAAGUAACAUUGCAUAUGUGUAACAUAUUAACUUUUCAUGGUUUUUUUCGAAUAUUGUUAAUAAUAAUGAUUGUUAUUAGAGUUAGUGGAAAUAUUUGUCGAAUUGUGUUCGGAAUUCUUCCUAAUUUUGAGGAAUUUGUGCGAUAUAAAAUACGUGACAACUUAAUAUACCUCUAUAUUCUGGGACAGACUUAUAAUAGGGGAAAUGAUGAUGCAAUACAUUCUGUUGAAAAUUUUCUUGUUAAAGAUCCUAGAAUCGAAAGAUCACUAAUUAAACAUUUAAAUAGACAUAAGCAAGAAGUUACGGAAAAACUGGCCUUAUUAAUCAAACAACAUCCUUGGGUUUUAGUAACAGUGAGAACUAAAUAUGUUAUGUAUAAGACGUUGCUAAACACAAAGAGAAAUAUUGAAGAAAUGAAGGAUACUGGAAGAAUCGAUGAAUCGGAAUAUUAUAAAUUAAUGCACUCGUAUGAAGAUCGAUUGCUGUUCUUAAAUAAAUUUCAGAAAAAAGUUUCUCCACAAACGGCAGAAGAAGUAUUUAGUAAGGUGUCUUGGUUAAAAAUUUUGGAUUCUAAUACAAAAAAUUAUUUAUUGAAAAAUGUUGAAAUUCAAUUCUAUCUACCACUGGAUGUUAUAUACUCUGAAGGAGAUAAGCCCAUUGGAGUUUACAUUAUUGCUUUAGGUAAUGUUCGAGUUAUAUAUACUCCAAACUCAGAAUUAUUAGAAGCAUUAAAUAUGCAUGGAGAGUUACCGAUUGUAGAAUUAACAUCAAAUAUGAGUUUUGCAACAAAUUCUGAACAUCUUUUAAUGAAAGAUUUUUCUUUUGGGGAGAUGGGUGUUUUAACUGGACGACAUUAUAACUCAAAAGUAAUGGUGGAAACUCCGUGUAUGUGCUAUUUUUUACCUCUAGAUUGUUUUCUUACAAUUUUUGAGAACAGUCCGAGCCCUUAUAAUAAUCUGGAAGCUGCUAUGUGGAAACAUGCGGCAACUAUGAUUGCUUAUCAAUUACUGAUGGAGAGUCGAGCAUUUAACUCAACUAAAGAAGAAAUAUUGGAACUGGUUGAUAGAGCUUUUAUUCCCAAUUUAAAGAACUACAAAAUUUUUGUAGUUCAUAGUGAUAUAGAAGAACUUUUAUUAAUUGAAGGUAUAAUUUUAGAUAUCCGACGGAAUAAAAUGUAUGUCGCCCCUUGUUAUAUUCCUAGAAAUGUAGAAAAAAUUGCUUUAUCCAAAAGUCAUCUUUUGAGGCAUGUUUCUAAUAUUUUCACUAAAAUGAUGAUUAUACCUGCCAGAGAUAUAAAACAAGCAGAUCUUAUGAAAUCUGAAGAACGUAUUUCAGAAAUUUGGAGUAGAACUUCUGGAAGAUAUUUAUAUCAAAGUUUAACCCAUAUUAUUGAGUCGCCAGAAGAUAUAGACAUAAAUGAUUUAGAAGAACAAGUAAAAGAAGAUGUUGACGAAUACAAUUUGCCUGGUACCAAACGUACACCUUGGAAACUUAGAAAGAGUAAAUAUUAUAGAGAUAUGAGACUUUCCAAGAUUAAGGAAAAAUAUAAAUAUGAGGAAAAUUAGACAAACAUUUUUUUAUAAAGCUUCAAUAAAAGUGAAUAAAU